CAACAAACCCGAGAACACCACAACCAUUAGCUGGCAGCUGCUACUCAAAGAGGAAAGAAAGCAUCUUGAUCUCGAGUGGUAGGGUCCAGGGGCGAGCAGCUCGGAGCGCGCGGUGAGCCAUGGAGAAGACGCCGAAGAACGUGAGCCAGGCGGCGGCGGCGCCGCUGAAGCUGCUCGGGUCGUGGGCGAGCUCGUACACGCACCGCGUGCAGCUGGCGCUGCGGCUCAAGGGGCUCGAGUUCGAGUACGCGGAGGAGGACCUCGGGAACAAGAGCGUCGAGCUGCUCCGCCUCAACCCCGUGUACAAGAAGGUGCCCGUGCUCGUCCACGGCGGCCGCGCGCUUCCGGAGUCCGUCAUCAUCCUCCAGUACCUCGACGACGCCUGGCCGGAAACCCGCCCGCUCCUCCCCGCCGACGCCUUCGACCGCGCGCUCGCCCGCUUCUGGUGCCACUUCGCCGACGACAAGCUCGGGCCGGCGGUGGGCGCGGUGUUCGCGUCGACGGGGGAGGACCAGGAGGCGGCGGUGCGGCAGGUGCACGAGAACCUGGCCCUGAUCGAGGCGGAGCUCCGAGACGGCGCGUUCAAGGGCCGCCGCUUCUUCGGCGGCGACGAGGUGGGCCUCCUCGACGUCGUCCUGGGCUGCGGCUCCUACUGGCUCGCCGUGUUCGAGGAGGUGACCGGGGUGCGCCUCGUGGACGCCGACGCGUUCCCGCUCUUCCACGCCUGGCUGCGCAACUUCGAGGCCCUGGACGAGGUCCGGGAGACCAUCCCGGCCGUCGACCGCCUGCUCGAGUACGCCCGCGGCGUCCGCCACAUGCUGCUCGGCCUCGCCGGCGCCGGCUCCGCGGCCGCAUCCGCCGCCACCCCCUCCGAGGCCCCCGCCGCGCCAGCGCCGGCGGCCGCGGCUGAUAUCGCCGUGGACAUCUGAUCGUCCGCAGGGCGCCGCCGUGCGCGCGCCUGCCAGCACCCUCCGGCGGAUGAUCAGUAGCUAGCUAGUAGUCCCAGUAUAGUUUGUCGUGUCGAUGGCGCCAUGUGUGGCUGGUGACUGUUUGAGGCUGCGUGCCCGCCUGAAGUGCGCGCCUCUGCUGCCACCACUGUUAAUUGGCGCAGUCUGUCUAGGUGUCGAGAUUGUUUCUUUCAACUUCUUUCUACCUCCUGUUAAUCUCUGUCUGCAGCUACCUGUUCUUGUGGCUGGGAAUCUUGUGCUGUGUGUUUGUAUCUACUACGUAGUAAUCUACCAGUUUAGCUUGCUUGUUUAAACGUAAGCCAUGUGCACCUUCUAGUAA
Molecule: messenger RNA, 1287 nt
Organism: Setaria italica (foxtail millet)
Lineage: Eukaryota; Viridiplantae; Streptophyta; Magnoliopsida; Poales; Poaceae
Product: glutathione transferase GST 23
Exons: 2
Coding region: 120-929 (269 amino acids)
Biological process (GO): glutathione metabolic process
Cellular component (GO): cytoplasm
Molecular function (GO): glutathione transferase activity
Source: RefSeq, a predicted model, not a curated record